UCAACAAGCUGCCGUUCAUUCAUAGCCAGGACUUGCCAUGGAGGAGACGUUGCAGCAAGAGAUUGAAUAUAAAAGCCAGAAUGAAGAAGACCAAGGCGGCAUCCGGCGGCGAUUGAGGGACAGGGAACUUCUCAAGAGGAGAAGAGCCGAAACAGAGGAGAAGGAGACUUACCAGUGGGAUUUGGGGUUGGAGAGCUUGGGGAAAAAACAGAGGGCUGAACAGAGGAGUGGCACAAAGAGGAGGGGGAGACCCAGGAAGACGGAAUGCACACCGGAAAGUUCUUUCACCCAGGAAUGCGAGGUCGUGGAGCCUGACGCUCCUGCUGUAGUAGUUCUUCCGCAAUCAGGGGAGGUGAUACCAGCAUUGGCAUUAGACUCUCUACCCGCUCUGGCCAGCGGAACUUUGGAACCAGUCUUGACAUGGUUGCCAAACCCUGUCCUUACUCCAGAUCCCAACGUAGCACUGGUAUCACCUCCAGAUCUUGUUACGCCUCCCAUCACAGUUCCUCCAGCUCAAACCCAAGAUUCAUCCACAGCUCCAAAUAUUUUUCCGCCUCCCACUGCAGUUCUUUCAUCUUUGGCCCAAGAUCUGGCCACCGUUUCAGAUCAAACUUCAGCUCCAAAUCUUGCUAUGCCUUCCACCUCAGUUCUUCCAGAUCUGUCCACCGCUCCAGAUCAGGCUUUAGCUCCAGAUUCAGAUCUUGUUCUGCCUCCCACUGUAGUUCCUCUCGUUCCUGUCCAAGAUCUGUCCACAGCCCUAGCUUCAACUCAGUCUACAGCUCCAGAUACAGAUUUUGUUCCGCCUCCCACCACAGUUCCUCCAGCUUCUGCCCAAGACCAGUCCACAGCUCCAGUUCAAUAUUCAGCUCCAGAUGUUGCUCCUGUCUCAGGUCCAUCCCAGGCCCUUGUUACAGAAGCAGUAGGAACGCCUUACAGUGCCCCUCAACAAGUGGAGACCCUGUCCACCAAGACACAAGACAGAGAGAACCUCGAUCUGGUCCUAAAUGAAGACUUGGGCCCAGACGAGUUGAAAAAAGAUGUACCUCUGACUCAGGACAGAACAGCUGAUGCAGAUAUGAGCGAGAACUCGUCAAAAAAAGAGCCGGAACAAAAUGAGAUAUUCACAAUCCCAUCAUUGCCCUUCCCGCCGCAAGACUACCUCCCAGGAAAUUGAUUCGGAUUUUCUUUAACUACUCUUCAGACACUGGCUCAUUACGAGAGGGCCAAGGGCUGUUUUUUUGGUUCCGUUAUUUGCUUUAGUAUUAUUUUUGUUCAAAAUGCAGUGAUGGAUGUUGCACCAGGACAAACAAUAAAUUAAUUGCUCCUCCGAAUAAGACUUUCUCGCCAUUGGCAAGUAUUAUUUUUAAAAUUGUAUUCGUAUCAAGCUGCAAUAUCAUUGUAAAUGGGGAAUUAUUUUGGGGGGGAUUUUUGAAAGCUGUUUAACCCAAUAAAAUAUAGUGCCAAUGUAUCUGGUUAUUCCUAUUCAUUGUUAUGUUAUCUUGGCUAAAAUAAAUGUG
Phycodurus eques (leafy seadragon) is the source of this 1517-nucleotide messenger RNA. It is a transcript of the gene hemgn, whose product is annotated as hemogen. The record is from RefSeq and is a predicted model, not a curated record. Bases 38 to 1174 code for a protein of 378 amino acids. NCBI's taxonomy places the organism in Eukaryota, Metazoa, Chordata, Actinopteri, Syngnathiformes, Syngnathidae. The transcript is spliced from 4 exons.